AUGUAUUUUGCUUAUUUCUUCAGCUGCGUGCACAAUACUAACUUGAGAGCUCAUAGUGCCGCCGGUUCGGAUCCCUCCUCCGUUGUACAAAACUUCCUUCAGUCCUUGCAAGGCAAUAAUAGCCAGCAAGAGACGACAGAAUCGCGGUACACGACUCUUGCCGAUCUGCUAUCGACCCCAUCGACCCUACCUUUCCUUGAAUCGGCAGACGAGAGCGCUCUCAACCAGCUGCUCAGUUCUCUUCCCGAGUCGUUGCAGCUCCUCUCCAAGCAAAAUAACAACGCACCAGUCGAGCGUAUUAGCGUCGACAAGAAACGUAACGCCCUCCGUAAGGUCCUUCGCUCUCCACAGUUUGCACAGAGCCUGGGUAGCCUCACCAUGGCCAUCAGAGACGGAGGACUUCCCAGCAUUAGUGACGCACUCAAGAUCCCGGUCCAGAACGGCGGUUUCAUGCGUCGCGGUGGUGUCCCGCUGGGAGGAGGAGAGGCAGUCAAAGCGUUUGUCGAAGGCGUCCGGCAGCAAGUAGAGGACAACCAAAAGGGUGAUAGCAUGGAGACAGACUGA
Messenger RNA from Trichophyton benhamiae CBS 112371, 564 nucleotides. RefSeq lists its product as uncharacterized. NCBI's taxonomy places the organism in Eukaryota, Fungi, Ascomycota, Eurotiomycetes, Onygenales, Arthrodermataceae. Gene Ontology annotation, molecular function: proteasome binding; ubiquitin binding; endopeptidase activator activity. The transcript has a single exon. Gene Ontology annotation, biological process: ubiquitin-dependent protein catabolic process. The record is from RefSeq and is a predicted model, not a curated record. The coding region runs from base 1 to 564 and encodes 187 amino acids. Gene Ontology annotation, cellular component: nucleus; cytoplasm; proteasome regulatory particle, lid subcomplex.